AAGCCGAUCAGAGCGCAGCGGCUUGCGCUCGCCGUUCGUGACUUUAUACAAAAACAAACCAUUUAUUGACGCUCAAAACCAAGUUUUAACACGCACUCACUCCGUAAUUUAACAACAAAACCCAAAACAAAUGUACUAACAGUGAAUUGUAACGUUACAACAACUCGCCAAGCAAAGUUUUUCGACUUUUGUUUAUAGUAAUCGCGGCGGCAACCUGGCCGAGUUGCGGAGAGCAACAGUUUGUUACUCGUUUACACGCGCGUCGCUUCCUUCGAUUUUGUUAGGUUAUACUUGUAUGUCAGUCGUGCAGUAAAAGACUGCGUGGUACGUCGCGUCGCUGCCGCGCGCGUUGUUAUCGUCGAAAACUUUUAUCUUGUGUCAAAUAUCUUCGAUAAACAGCGCAAAAUCGAUCCGAAUAACGAAUUUUAAUCGAAAAAGUGAUGUUGUAAGUGUUUCAGUGAUUUCUUGUGUUAGUUUCUGUGUAAUAACGAGUGCAUUCUUUGGUGAUUCAUCUCGUGACAAGAAAUUGUGUACCUACUGUGUCGCAUUGUGGAUGUAUUGGUAAAAAAUAUGUGUGCCGAGUACGAGUGAACUCUGGUUAUUUUCCGAAAAGAUAAUAAAUGCAGAGGAAUUUCAUUUGAGGGCGAUAAAAGAUACCACAAUAGUUUAGAAGGCGAUGCCUGUUGAGGAACAUAGAUGUGAACUUGUCUCGUGACUGAAGAAAUUCUUCAUAAAAAUAAGGUUCAAAAGCACAUGACCUCAAAAUGGAGAAGAAAGUUUGGAUGCUACUAAGCAUCUUCCUCGCCACAGCAGCAGCAGACUUCACAACCAACUGCCCAGAAGAGUGCAAAUGCGUGUGGGCAAGCGGGAACAAACAAGCAGACUGCUCACAUUCACAUCUAGAUGCUAUUCCUAGAAACCUCAGCUCAGAGAUACAAAACCUCGACCUUACGGGAAAUGAGCUGUAUGAGGUGACAAGACACGCCUUUCAAGAUGUCGGCCUAAUAAACUUAAAGAAACUCAUCCUAAGAGAGUGUAAACUAAUAACCAUCCAGAGAAACGGUCUAAGUGGACUCGCUAUCAUGAUAGAACUCGAUCUAUCGAAGAAUGACUUGAAGACUUUACAUGCCGACACAUUUAAGGAGACUGCUAAGAUAAGAUGGAUCUUACUAAACGACAAUCGCAUAGAAAAGUUAGAAGACGGGCUCUUCAACAACUUACCGUUCCUACAGAAAGUAGAUUUAAGCAACAACAGAAUUGUACAAGUUGGAAUGAAGACGUUCAUGAACGUGCCCAAAUUAAACAUCCUUAGGUUGGAUGGUAAUAAAUUGGAGUAUCUCAAAAUUGAUACAUUAAGUGCACUGACUUCACUAUCAAAUUUAGACGUACACGACAACCCGUGGCGAUGCGACUGCUACCUACAACCCUUUAGAAACUGGGUUAUCAGCAAAAACUUCUACACAUCUCCCAUAUCUUGUGUAGAGCCUCCUAAAGUAAAUGGAAGACUCUGGAAAGACCUAGACUCAAAAGAUUUUGCUUGCAAACCGAGCAUCGUAUACCCAUCUGUCAGCACUACUAUUCGAACAUCAGAUACUAACAUAACUCUCUCAUGUCUAGUCAACGGUAACCCGUCACCUGAGGUAAACUGGGUACUCAACGCACAAAUCAUAGACAGUGAAUAUAGAUUCCAAGGAGAGCGCAAAUACUACAUCAAACAGGAAAGUACAGACAAUGCUAAAUGGGUUAACCUAACUAUUGUAGAUCUUGGUAGCACUGACAAUGGAGAUUAUUUAUGUGUUGCGAAAAAUGCAGGCGGUGUUGAAGAAAGGAGUCUCACUUUAGCUGUAGCACAUACCUUCCCUGAAAGUGGAGUUGUUCCCCAAGGAAUGGACAAUAACAUGAUGCCAGUGCUUAUUGGCGUGUCUUGCACCGCAGCAAUCUUGUUGAUAAUCUUGGUGAUUCUCUGCUACUGCUGCUGUAGACGACGUGGUUCCGACAAGAAGAAAGCUGAGAAUUCUAAUGGGGAAGCGUUGAUUGAGGGGUCUGUGAUUCCUGAGAUGGAGAAGAGCUUAAUCACGGCUGUAAACCCAGUGACCAAGCCGCCGAGACGAUACGACGUGCCUCCAUCGAUCACCAGCGGAGCGACCGAGAUGUCUGAACUUAACAAAACAUUGCUGGACAAUGAUUCUGUUUUUGCCCACAACGAAGACGAGAAACGCUCGCUAGACUUCGACCAGCCAUCUAAACGAUCACAGGACGCCCUCAACGUAGAAUACGGCCGCACUGAUGGACGAGCCUACCCUCCGGAUCUGCUCUCGUUCCCUCCCAGAGCUGCGCAGAUAUCACCAGCAGCCAGCAACGCUUCCACUGUUCCAGACACCACCAGGCUACCACCACAGCUUAACCCAAUCAGUCCAAUACACUCUCCAAUCUACGGCAUGACCAACCAAAAUCUCUUCAGAACCUUGCCUUACUCCCGUUCUCAGUCUCCGUUCACAGCGCCUAUCACUCCACCUGUCGUAACCCCUAGGCAAGGCUAUGUGACAAUCCCGAGAAGACCCAGAGUCCCUAGCUGGUCUAGUACAGCAAGCACAAAUAUCUUGCCAAGUUCUGAAGCACAGGAACCCUUGUAUGAUAAUCUAGGGCUAAGGACUACGGCAGAUGGUAGUUCGGUAUUAUCACUAAACAAAACGGGCUUAGAACCCCAAUUCUCACCAAUGAGAAACAGACCCUUGCCAGCUACCCCGACACUGUAUCCAAACUUGCAUCCAGUAUAUUACGCACCUAUUGAAGAACAAGAGCCAGCUCCUUCGCCAGUCCCACAACAAGCAAAUAGAAACAGCAUCAGCUCUCAGCUGUCACACCAGCUCUCCACUCCAGGGCCCCAGGAACCAGUGAACCCGAGAAUGAGCUGGACAGCUAAGAAUACGUCGACCCCACAACCUGAGCCCAGGAAAGUACUUUUCAGUGACAAUAAAAGCGAUGCGCAAUCCCAAGUGUCAGAUAGUAGUACCCUUAGUCGAAGAGGCAAGCCAGAGACUGGAUCGCUUAGAAGGAUUCCAAGGGUAGAUAGCAAGGAGGAGCCGACUUCACCAUCGAAAGACGAUGCAAAGAAGAACGAGACUUCGUUGAACCAGUCGGGGACUUUGGGCAGGAGUGGUAAGAUCCCUCCUCGGCCACCGCCGAAGCCGAAGAAAAAGCCGAGUACAGAAGUAAACCCCAACGAACCACUGUUUGAGGACGAAGGAGAGGACGGUACGGAAGUGUAAUAGUUUAGACUAAAGGUUAACCAAAGUGCCAAUGAGCUUUUAGUGAGAGGAGAUAGACCUACGUCACGAUAUCAGUGAAAAGACGUGUUUUUACAAUUAAUUUUCCGCGGUGCUCCUGUAAAUAGACAUUUGUGCUAGAUUUUUUACUUGUCGCGUAAAAUUAUGGACCAUUUUAAUAUUAUAAUCAUUGUAACGCAAUUGGACGUCGCGUUCAUCUUGAUUUUAAGUAUUUAUUAUUUGUGGUACUCUUUGGUUAAGACAUGGAUGGUAAGUGUUUGAUGGUUUCUGCUGCGACGAUUGUUUCAUCAAUUUCCAAGACUGAUUACUCUAAAUUGACACGCUUUUGUGGUAUAUGAACAGUUUGAAGCUCACACUAUUCUAUCGCAUCGACUGAAUUAAAAGUUUUAUCAUUUUUAGCUUUACCUUGCUCGAUUCUAUCAGUGCUCGAAGAUUUUAUUCCACAACAUGCAUUAUUCAAAUGUGAAAGAAAGGGGAAAGUAACUGUAAUUGAACUUUGAAUUUCUUUUUACACAAGCUAGACAUGAGAAAUCUUUAUUUAUAUCAUUCCACAAUUGUAUUUGUUUGUUUGAAAUUGUUUAUAUACCACAUAUAAUUUGACAUUCCUUAAAGCAUUCUUAGUAGCAUCGACUCACAUUGCUAGAAUGAUUUUCACACAGUUUUUAUAGAAGACUGAGGCAAAUGUUCGCUUUUACUCUGUUGAUUACGUCAAUAGUUUGUUAUAAGCGUUUUGUGUUUGUUAUGUUCUAUUUGUUUAUUGUUUUUGUAUGUUGCACAUUUGGAAUACUUUAUUAAUGGUGCUAUAGGCAAAUUUUAUUCUCAACCCAAGCAUAUUUUAUUGCAUGCGCCCUGUAUAUUUGUUUUGUAGUCAGUACAUUUGUGUUCAUUCAACCCAUUAAAACAAUGGAAAUACAAAAAUCAUAUCACGAAAGAGGUCACAAAACAACAUUUUUUUAUUUUAGUUAACAUAUAAAUGUGCAACAUAUUUCAACAAAAUCCCGUCAGCCAGCACUAAAAUAUUUAACUUCGUACAUUCUAAGUUAACUACAUUUUAGUUUUUAGUCCGUAGCUGUUUGCUAAUAUUUAAUUUACCAUGUAUUCUCAAAUCUGGCAUGCUAAUUACGUCAGCCGUAUACAAAAUAGGGAUGGCAUAGUAAAUGUGAACUAUCAAUGAAAUUAUUUAAAAGGUUUGCACAAAAAGGCUACAUUACAAUAUUACCCAGCAUCUGUCACUUAUGUCAGUGUCAUGUAUAUUUUCCCGCGCUGUCACAACUGCCAGUGUCACCUUAACUAUGUGGCGCUGCCCUGGUGGCAACAUCUUGAACUAGCCUUUUUCUUAGCCAAAAAAUUAAUAACCUACAAUAUUUUGGUAAGCAAGCCUGCCAUUUUCAAAAUACAUGACGCUUAUAGGAUUGAAUUGUGUACCAAUAUUUAAUUGGGAUUUUACUAGCUGGAAAACCAAAGUAGGCAACAAAUAAAUUUUGCUAGUACUUCAAUUGAUUUUGAUUUUAUGAUACGGAAAGCAAGUUUCAUGUAUAAUGUCAAAUUGUAUUUCCUCUUAUAUUUUGAUAUUUUCUUGCUGUAAUUAAGUUCGUAGGAAGCGUCAAUUAAAAGAAAUAGAGUCACAAUAAAUUGUAUAUUACGUAGUAUUAUGUUUACUACAUUUGCUGUGAAGAUAGGCAGAUAACUCCGUAAAUAGCCAGAAAUUUUUACUCAAUAUGACUUUCUUUAGACAAUCACUAAAUCUCACGUUGGUUUAUGAAUGUUUUAUUUUCCAACAUAGAUAGGUACCAAAAUGUCGAUCUUAAUUGAAAUAUUGUAUUUGCAAAGGCUUAAAUUAUCUGCCUAUCCAAUAAUUUGAUAUGACAACCAGCGUACCCAUAAUUAUGAGAAAUAGUUCCUAAAGUUUUGUAACCAUAUGUUAGCUUAUCCGUAGCUCUAAAUAUCAUGUUAUGUUUCCAGGGUUUGCUCCCAUGCGCCCCAAUAAUUUCGAUCUUAAAAACUCUUUGAAAGUUCGGAUUUUUUCCAGUAAAUAGAUUUUUGGAACGAAUGGGAACAACCCUUUUUAAGGUCGCUUAAAGUUCUGGUGCAUAUUUUUACAUACAUUUAUUAUGUGUCUAUUUAUUUUUAUUUUUUUAAUUGUAUACUAUUUUAGUAUGUUACUUGAAAAUGCUUGGGUUUUAAAUAACUAGAGUAUAUUGAGUUUAGGCACCUACCUACCAUGUAUUAUUGUAAAAAUAAUUAAUAUUUUUCUCUUGCCUACUGGUAGCUAUGAACAUAAUCUAUGUUGGUAAAAUGAACAGCUAAAAUAACAUUAUGAAAGUUGCAGCUUCUGUAAAUAGAUUUUUCAUCAAAAUGGAAAAUAUUUCUCAUAGGUUUUGUUCCAAGCAUUUUCCAAGUAAGAGACUAAUUUUAUUUUAAUUAAGUUAAACAAGUACAUGACAAAGUUGUAUUCACAUGAAAUGUUGUAAUUGUUUAGUGUUUUUAAUUAACGCAUUUAAAAACGGGCGCGAACCAAAAUGAAGAUUAUGUAUAGAUGUAAAAUGUAUUCAAAUUGGUACUAUUUAAAAAAAAGAUUUUUUUUUAAAUAAAUGAUUUUAAAACCAAUCAUGUUACCGGCUGUACAAAUGAAAUGGUUCACAAAUACCGUCUGUGGUUACAAACGGAUCGUUAACGAAACGAAUCGUUUAUUAAAAACCGUUAAAUGUAACCUUUUGUAUUUAUCAUUCGUUUUUAAACCUGUGUUGCUAUACCGUGUCGCGUUAUUCCACUUAUUUUAUUUUGUAAAUUGUACUUCGUAUAUUUUUACAAUGUUUACUGUAGAAAUCCAGUUUUUAUAGUUUUAAGUCCAAUGUAAAUAGUUACAUUAUUGAAAAUGAUUAAAGCUAUAUUUCAUAA
Molecule: messenger RNA, 6185 nt
Organism: Helicoverpa armigera (cotton bollworm)
Lineage: Eukaryota; Metazoa; Arthropoda; Insecta; Lepidoptera; Noctuidae
Gene: kek5
Exons: 5
Coding region: 765-3269 (834 amino acids)
Cellular component (GO): extracellular matrix
Molecular function (GO): protein binding
Source: RefSeq, a predicted model, not a curated record